CUCCUUUUCUUCUUCUCACUUUCUUUCUUUCAUAUGAACACACAACGUAUAUUUGAUAGUGAUUUGAGUCACGACGCUCACGCACCUGCUUCUACUUAUUACACCACGGGUGAUAAUGCUAGGCAAAGAACAAGAACCUAUACGAGAGGUCACCAUGGUACCCAAGCUACAGGAUCAAGUCUUGAAGGCACUCGCAGAAGACGUGCUUCACAUGACGAUAAAAAUAAAGCGCGCCGAUUUCUCAUUGACGUUGAAGAAACCCAACGUAAAAUUCUAGAACAAGAAGACACAGAUGGUGAUUUUCAAAUUACGAUCAAUGAUCUUGGUCCCAAAACUAUGUCUUUAGGUACUGCUGAUUCUGGUGGUUACCGUAAGAUUGACAUUCGUGGUACUUAUAUGCUUUCCAACUUGUUGCAAGAACUGGCAUUAGCCAAUGAUUAUGGCAGGAAACACAUUGUAUUGGAUGAAGCACGUCUGAACGAGAAUCCUGUUGAUCGUUUAUCUCGUAUGAUCAAGUACAAUUUUUGGGAUGGAUUAACGCGUCGUAUUGAUGCUGAUUCCUUGGAAGUGAUUUGUCCUGAUCCUAAAAAUAGAUCUUCAAAUAAGAACCCUCGUAUUUAUGUCCCUUAUGAUGAUAAAGAAGCUUAUGAAUUUUACAAACAAGCAAGUGAACUGCGUAAACAUAUGCAGUUGGAAGUCGAGUAUUUGCCUAAGGAAAUCACAGCUGAAUACACAAAGAGCAUCAAUGAUCUUCCUGGUCUAUUAACAUUGGCUAUGCGUAAAAUCAAGGAUGAUCAAGGUCACGAUACAUAUAUUGGAGAACCUUUUGUUGUUCCAGGGGGUCGUUUUAACGAAAUGUAUGGCUGGGAUUCUUAUUUCACAGCCUUGGGUUUGCUUGAAGAUGGUCGCUUAGAACUUGUACGUAGCAUGGUUGAAAAUUUUGCCUAUCAAAUCAAACAUUACGGCAAAAUUUUGAAUGCCAAUCGAUCUUACUAUCUUUCUCGCUCACAACCUCCUUUUUUGACGGAUAUGGUGCUCCAGGUCUAUGAAAGACUACACCCUGAUGACGAAAAAGAAAACAAAGCUUGGUUACGUCGUAUCAUGAAAUCCUGCAUUAAAGAGUAUUGGGAUGUUUGGAUGUCCGAACCAAGAUUGGAUAAAAAGACGAUGCUUUCUCGAUAUCGUCCUGAUGGUGCUGGUAUUCCCCCUGAGACAGAAGCGUCUCACUUUGUGCAUGUGAUUGAGCCCUUUGCAGCCAAACAUCAUCUCUCUAUAGACGAAUUUAAUCAGAAAUACAAUGAUGGUGAAAUCAAAGAACCUGAACUAGACGAGUACUUCUUGCACGACCGUGCUGUUCGAGAAUCAGGUCAUGAUACAACCUAUCGAUUCGAAAAAGUGUGUGCUAACUUAGCCACCAUUGAUCUCAAUUCGCUUCUGUACAAGUACGAAAUGGACAUUGCGGAUGUUAUUUGUGAUCAUUUAGACGAUGAUUUGGAAGACUUUAACGGUGUAAAACAAAAAGCAGAGGAUUGGUUAGAAAGAGCAAAACAAAGACGCGAACGUAUCGAUAAGUAUCUAUGGAACGAAAAAGAAUCUCUUUAUUUUGAUUACGAUACAGUCAAGGAAGAACAAGCGACGUAUGAGAGUGUCACUGGUUUCUGGGCACUAUGGGCUGGUUGUGCUAGUCAACAUCAAGCACAAGAAAUGGUCAAACACUCCCUUUCCAAGUUUGAAAUGAUGGGUGGUCUUGUUUCUGGUACAGAAGAGUCGCGUGGUACUAUUUCUUUGGAACGACCUAACCGACAAUGGGACUUCCCCUUUGGUUGGGCUCCUCAUCAGAUAUUGACAUGGAUUGGUCUAGACAAAUACGGCAUGAGAGACACUGCUGCAAGAUUAGCUUAUCGUUGGUUAUUUACUAUCACCAAGGGAUUUGUUGAUUUUAAUGGUGUCGUUCCCGAGAAGUUUGAUGUGGUUAGUUUAUCCCACAAAGUAGAAGUGGAGUACGGCAAUGUGGGUAUUGAUUUUAAGUGUGUACCGCGCGAAGGAUUUGGCUGGAUGAAUGCUUCUUAUCAAGUGGGCCUUAGUUAUUUAAGUACACAGAUGCGUCGUGCAUUAGGCGCGUGUACAUUACCUGACUUACUGUUUGAAAAGGCCAUGAUUCGUGAACAUCGUAUGCUAGGCAUGACACCUGAAGAAGAAGCUGCUGCUAACCUUCGUCGCCGUACUUCUACUAUGGCUGCUAGAGCAAUUACUCGCAAUGGUAGUAUUAGUGCUGCUGUCACACGUAUUUCUCUAUCGGAUGGACCCAAUAAUGCAUCGCACUUUUAGUUUGAAUAAUAAUAAUAAAAAAUACCAUCACGAUUAUCUCAAGUGUAACAACCUGUGUAGUAAUCAAAACAUCAUCAUCAA
Gilbertella persicaria is the source of this 2409-nucleotide messenger RNA. Its product is annotated as trehalase-domain-containing protein. Gene Ontology annotation, biological process: trehalose catabolic process. Gene Ontology annotation, molecular function: alpha,alpha-trehalase activity; calcium ion binding. The transcript has 4 exons. NCBI's taxonomy places the organism in Eukaryota, Fungi, Mucoromycota, Mucoromycetes, Mucorales, Choanephoraceae. Gene Ontology annotation, cellular component: cytoplasm. Bases 34 to 2328 code for a protein of 764 amino acids. The record is from RefSeq and is a predicted model, not a curated record.